AUGCACGUGAAGAAGUACCUGCUCAAGGGUCUGCAUCGGCUGCAGAAGGGCCCUGGCUACACAUACAAGGAGCUGCUGGUGUGGUACUGUGACAACACCAACACCCAUGGCCCCAAGCGCAUCAUCUGCGAGGGGCCCAAGAAGAAGGCCAUGUGGUUCGUGCUCACCUUGCUCUUCACCUCCCUCGUCUGCUGGCAGUGGGGCCUCUUCAUCAAGACCUACCUGAACUGGGAGGUCAGCGUCUCCCUCUCCAUCGGCUUCAAGACCAUGGACUUCCCCGCCGUCACCAUCUGCAACGCCAGCCCCUUCCAGUACUCCAAAGUCCAGCAUUUGCUGAAGGACCUGGACGAACUGAUGGAGGCAGUCCUGGAGAGGAUCCUGGGUCCCGAGCUCAGCCAGUUCAAUGCCACCAGGACCCUAAACCUCUCCAUCUGGCACCACACGCCCCUGGUCUUUAUCAAUGAGCAGAACCCCCACCACCCGGUGGUUCUGGACCUGUUUGAGGACAACUUCAAUGGCUCAGCAAGCAGCAGCCCGGCACCAGGAAGGCCCUGCAGCGCCCACAGGUGCAAAGUAGCCAUGAGACUAUGCAGCCACAAUGGAACCAUGUGCACCUUCCGGAACUUCAGUAGCGCCACCCAGGCCGUGACGGAAUGGUACACCCUGCAGGCCACCAACAUCUUCGCACAGGUUCCAAACCAGGAGCUGGUGGCCAUGGGCUACCCCGCUGAACGGCUGAUCCUGGCCUGCCUGUUCGGGGCAGAGCCCUGCAACUACAGGAACUUCACGCCCAUCUUCCACCCUGAUUAUGGCAACUGUUACAUCUUCAACUGGGGCAUGAAGGAGAAGGCCCUCCCUUCAGCCAACCCCGGACCUGAGUUUGGCCUAAAGCUGAUCCUGGACAUGGGCCAGGAAGACUACGUGCCCUUCCUCACGUCCACGGCCGGCGCCCGGCUGAUGCUUCAUGAGCAGAGGUCAUACCCCUUCAUCAAGGAAGAGGGCAUCUACGCCAUGGCGGGGAUGGAGACAUCCAUUGGGGUGCUCGUGGACAAGCUGCAGCGCAAGGGCAAGCCCUACAGCCAGUGCACCAAGAACGGCUCUGACGUCCCCAUCCAAAACCUUUACAGCAGCUACAACACGACCUACUCCAUCCAGGGCUGUAUCCGCUCCUGCUUCCAGGAGCACAUGAUUCGGGAAUGUGGUUGUGGCCACUACCUGUACCCGCUGCCCCACAAGAGGAAAUACUGCAACAACCAGGAGUUCCCGGACUGGGCCCAUUGCUACUCUGCCCUGCGCAUCAGCAUGGCACAGAGGGAGGCCUGCAUCUACGCCUGCAAGGAGUCCUGCAAUGACACUCAGUACAAGAUGACCAUCUCCAUGGCCGUCUGGCCUUCCGAGGCCUCUGAGGACUGGAUUUUCCAUGUCUUGUCUCAGGAGCGGGACCAAAGCAGCAAUAUCACCUUGAGCAGGAAGGGGAUUGUCAAGCUCAAUAUCUACUUCCAAGAAUUCAACUAUCGCACCAUUGAAGAGUCAGCAGCCAAUAACAUCGUCUGGCUGCUCUCGAACCUGGGCGGACAGUUCGGCUUCUGGAUGGGGGGCUCGGUGCUCUGCCUCAUUGAGUUCGGGGAGAUCAUCAUCGACUUCGUGUGGAUCACCAUCAUCAAGCUGGUGGCCCUUGCCAAGAGCGUGCGGCAGAAGCGGGCCCAGGCUCGCUAUGAGGGCCCGCCACCCACCGUGGCCGAGCUAGUGGAGGCGCACACCAACUUUGGCUUCCAGCCGGACUCAACCACACCCGGCCCUAACUCGGGGGCCUACCCGCAUGAGCAGAACCCGCCCAUCCCGGGCACCCCACCCCCCAACUAUGACUCCUUGCGCCUGCAGCCGCUGGAUGUCAUCGAGUCUGACAGCGAGGGUGAUGCCAUCUAG
Molecule: messenger RNA, 1926 nt
Organism: Rangifer tarandus platyrhynchus (Svalbard reindeer)
Lineage: Eukaryota; Metazoa; Chordata; Mammalia; Artiodactyla; Cervidae
Source: the annotation of a GenBank genome assembly